Molecule: messenger RNA, 966 nt
Organism: Plectropomus leopardus (leopard coralgrouper)
Lineage: Eukaryota; Metazoa; Chordata; Actinopteri; Perciformes; Serranidae
Product: putative olfactory receptor 52L2
Biological process (GO): detection of chemical stimulus involved in sensory perception of smell; G protein-coupled receptor signaling pathway
Cellular component (GO): membrane
Molecular function (GO): olfactory receptor activity; odorant binding
Source: RefSeq, a predicted model, not a curated record
UUUUAUUUCUGCACGGCUCAGAUGGAAAACUUGACGUACAACAGCCUGACUCUCCAGCUGGAGGGGUUAAGGGUCAACAAGACGAACAAGUACCCCGUCUUCUUUUUCCUGCUCUCGGCGUACGUCUUCAUCCUGACCGCCAACGUGGGCAUUCUGAUCCUGAUCUGGACGGAGCGGAGCCUCCAGCAGCCGAUGUAUCUCCUCUUCUGUAACCUGUCGGUCAACGACGUCAUGGGAAACUCCCUGCUGGUUCCUCGGGUGCUCGCCGACAUCCUGGUGCCGCCGUCCGAGCGCCUCAUUCACUACUACGAGUGUGUGAUGCAGGCGUUCACCACGCACAUGUUCGGCACCAACGCUCACACGGUGCUCAUGAUCAUGGCGUUUGACAGAUACGUGGCCAUCUGCAACCCGCUGCACUACGCCUCCAUCAUGACCAACAGGAUGGUGAUCAGGCUGACGGUGUCGGCGUGGGGAGUGGCGUUUGUUCUGGUGGCGGUUCUGCUUGGUCUGACCAUCCGGCUGAACCGUUGCAGGACUCUGAUCACAAACCCGUACUGCGACAACGCAUCACUGUUCAAGCUCUCCUGCGAGAACGUGUUCAUCAACAACAUCUACGGCCUCACCUUCACCGUUGUGCUGUUCUCGUCCUCCAUCGGCAGCAUCGUCGUCACCUACUCCAAGAUCACCGCCGCCUGUCUGACCAGUAAGAGCAAGUCCCUGAACAGGAAGGCCCUGAAGACCUGCAGCACUCACCUGUGCCUCUACCUGAUCAUGCUCGUCAGCGGGCUGAUCAUCAUCACCCUCCACCGCUUCCCGCAGUACGCAGAGUACCGCAAGAUUUCAGCCAUCCUCUUCAACGUCGUCCCCGGCAGCCUGAACCCCGUCAUCUACGGCCUGCAGUCACAGGAAAUACACAAGUGUCUGUCAAACAUGUUCCACCUGAAGAGAGUUAUGCCAUCAUUCUGA